CAUUUCUUAUUUGUUAAAACUAACAUUUUUGUUUUUGGAGACUUGCGGCGGCGGCGAAGAUGCAGAUAUUCGUGAAAACGCUAACGGGCAAGACCAUCACCCUCGAGGUGGAGAGCAGCGACACCAUCGACAAUGUCAAGGCUAAGAUCCAGGACAAAGAAGGAAUCCCUCCGGAUCAGCAGAGGUUGAUAUUCGCCGGAAAACAGCUUGAAGAUGGUCGUACCUUGGCUGACUAUAACAUCCAGAAAGAGUCGACUCUGCAUCUUGUUCUGAGGCUAAGGGGAGGUAUCAUUGAGCCUUCUUUGAUGGCUUUGGCCCGUAAGUAUAAUCAAGACAAGAUGAUCUGUCGCAAGUGUUACGCUCGUCUACACCCGAGGGCUGUGAACUGCAGGAAAAAGAAGUGUGGCCACAGCAACCAGUUGAGGCCGAAGAAGAAGAUCAAGUGAUCUGUUUUUUCACCAGAAGCUAAUUUAUCUAUGUUGUAUUUUUGUGUUUCCUCAUCUCUAGUGUUUUGACACAAACUCGUUGCAGUGGAUUUUUGUCCUAAAAGAUUAUUAGUAAUUCUGAAUUGUUUUUGGCGGUUUUAAUAA
Raphanus sativus (radish) is the source of this 590-nucleotide messenger RNA. RefSeq names its product ubiquitin-60S ribosomal protein L40. The record is from RefSeq and is a predicted model, not a curated record. Gene Ontology annotation, cellular component: ribosome; cytoplasm; nucleus. NCBI's taxonomy places the organism in Eukaryota, Viridiplantae, Streptophyta, Magnoliopsida, Brassicales, Brassicaceae. The coding region runs from base 60 to 446 and encodes 128 amino acids. The transcript has 5 exons. Gene Ontology annotation, biological process: protein ubiquitination; modification-dependent protein catabolic process; translation. Gene Ontology annotation, molecular function: ubiquitin protein ligase binding; structural constituent of ribosome; protein tag activity.